This is a messenger RNA of Pimephales promelas (fathead minnow), 1696 nucleotides long. RefSeq names its product myogenic differentiation 1 (gene myod1). Gene Ontology annotation, molecular function: DNA-binding transcription factor activity, RNA polymerase II-specific; protein dimerization activity; RNA polymerase II cis-regulatory region sequence-specific DNA binding. The record is from RefSeq and is a predicted model, not a curated record. Gene Ontology annotation, biological process: regulation of transcription by RNA polymerase II; positive regulation of myoblast differentiation; skeletal muscle cell differentiation. NCBI's taxonomy places the organism in Eukaryota, Metazoa, Chordata, Actinopteri, Cypriniformes, Leuciscidae.
CAGCAUCAAGUACCUGAAGGGUACAAGCAUAGAAAGCUUUUGAGGGUCUGCGGUUUUAAAACGGUUGUCUCGGGCAAUACAUUGUUUCAGGAUCUGAAGGAAUUUGUCUUAAUAUUCCUAAAUCCUUGAAAACUUUACUACUUGGGAAGCAUUCAAGUAGGCUAUCCUAGUUAUAAGCCUAUACAUUUUUGUUCCUUAAUACAUAAAGAUGGAGUUGUCGGAUAUUCCCUUCCCCAUCUCAUCAGCUGAUGAUUUCUACGACGACCCUUGCUUCAAUACCAACGACAUGCACUUCUUUGAAGACCUGGACCCCAGGCUCGUUCACGUGGGCCUGCUCAAGCCCGACGAGCAUCACCACAUCGAGGACGAGCACGUGAGAGCACCCAGUGGGCAUCACCAAGCCGGCAGGUGCUUGCUGUGGGCAUGCAAAGCCUGCAAGAGGAAAACAACCAAUGCUGACCGCCGCAAAGCCGCCACCAUGAGGGAGAGGAGACGACUGAGCAAAGUCAACGAUGCUUUCGAGACCCUCAAGAGAUGCACGUCCACCAACCCAAACCAGAGGCUGCCCAAAGUGGAGAUUCUGAGAAACGCCAUUAGUUACAUCGAGUCUCUGCAGGCGCUGCUUAGGGGUCAAGAGGAAAACUACUACCCCGUUCUGGAACAUUACAGUGGGGACUCGGAUGCCUCCAGCCCGAGAUCCAACUGCUCCGAUGGCAUGAUGGAUUUCAUGGGCCCUACAUGUCAGUCGAGAAGACGGCACAGUUAUGACAGCUCUUACUUCAACGACACGCCAAAUGCUGACGCACGGAAUAAUAAAAGCUCAGUGGUGUCGAGUUUGGAUUGUCUGUCCAGCAUCGUGGAGCGGAUUUCCACAGAGACCCCCGCAUGUCCCGUGCUGUCGGUACCGGAGGGGAACGAGGGCAGCCCGUGUUCUCCGCAGGAGGGGUCUGUCCUGAGUGAGAGCGGGGCCCCUGCGCAGUCCCCGGCCAACUGCCCUCAACAGCAGGCUCAGGAUCCCAUCUAUCAAGUGCUUUAAAGAUCCGCAAUAGAUAUUUCAAAGCAAAUUGAAAGAGACAAUCUGAAUCAAGAAACAUUCAGCAGACAAAAAAUGCAAAUCCAAUCUUAACGACAAAAGAAAGACUAUUUCGAUCCACUGCUGGAAACUAGGAACGAAUGAUCUUUCUUUCUUUCUUUCUUUCUUUCUUUCUUUCUUUCUUUCUUUCUUUCUUUCUUUCUUUCUUUCUUUCUUUCUUUCUUUCUUUCUUUCUUUCUUUCUUUCUUUCUUUCUUUCUUUCUUUCUUUCUUUCUUUUUUAUGCUGUGGAAAAUCUAAUUCCUUUAUGAAAAUGGCUCGGAUCAGCAAGUGAGUUUCUUAACGCUUAUUUAUAUUAUUUUAUCCAUGUGAAAAUGUGACCAUAUUUUUUUCUCCCCCUUUGUGAUAUAUUUUAUGUCGCCAUCACCUUUGAUUUCCUAAUUAUUCACGAGAGAAUCGUAAUCCAGAUACGGAUAGUAGGACCACUUUUGUAUAUGUGUAAAUAAGAUCUGUUUUGUUAAAGCGACGAAAACGAACAAACAUAUUAUUGUAUUUAAUGAUGAUGCCUGUUUGAAACACUAGUUUGUUGUGUCUUGUGUUAAACUUUAUAUUUAUACUUCUUAAAUGAGUGAAUGUCGGAUUAAUAAAAAAAAGCCUAUAACUAA